AUGACUAAACCCAGCCAGUUAUUCUUGUUGGCAGACCAUAUCAAGCUUUCUCUCCUAGAGCGCCAACGGGCGACCAGCCUCGAUUUGGAUGGUGAUGAUAGUCAAGAUGGACAUAUCUCCCGGUCGCUAGACCAGUUCCGCUCGGCUCUCGCAUCUCUUGAACAAGAUCAGUCUCAACAUGAGCAAGAAAGGGAUACUGAAUCUGCGGACUCUUUGGCGAGUCUGCGUCGGCAGUUGGAGGACUUGACAGCUCAGUUCCACGGCUUCACCAACGCAUCUAUAGAGCACACUCUCACCGAACCAAACUCGACUGAACUAGCAGAAGACUUUUCCCAUGCAUCCUCUCGAAGAGCAAAAACUGUACGCUUCAGUGAUUCUUCACUUUCGCCAUCCGCACAACCGCAAGGACCGUAUCGCGACGACCCAGUGUCAGAUUCGGCUGGAUAUCGUGAUCGAGCCAUGGAAAUGACAAAUCAACAGUUGCAUCAAUAUCAUUCACAGAUAUUAGAAGAACAAGACGAACAACUAGACCGCUUGGGAGAGUCAAUUGGUCGCCAAAGAGACAUCAGCAUUCGAAUCGGAGACGAAUUGGACGGCCAUGUGGCAAUGUUGGACGAAAUGGACACCACUGUUGACCGUUACCAAGGCCGUCUGGACCGAGCCAAAGGCGCACUAGGAAGAGUGGCAAAGGGAGCUGGAGAAAAUAAGCAAAUGACGGCCAUAGUCGUGCUCAUUAUCAUUUUGAUACUACUAAUUGCGAUUUUGAAAUAG
This is a messenger RNA of Metarhizium album ARSEF 1941, 771 nucleotides long. RefSeq names its product SNARE complex subunit. Gene Ontology annotation, cellular component: SNARE complex; endomembrane system. Bases 1 to 771 code for a protein of 256 amino acids. The transcript has 2 exons. Gene Ontology annotation, molecular function: SNARE binding; SNAP receptor activity. NCBI's taxonomy places the organism in Eukaryota, Fungi, Ascomycota, Sordariomycetes, Hypocreales, Clavicipitaceae. The record is from RefSeq and is a predicted model, not a curated record. Gene Ontology annotation, biological process: intracellular protein transport; vesicle fusion.